Messenger RNA from Branchiostoma belcheri (Belcher's lancelet), 6563 nucleotides. Its product is annotated as contactin-associated protein-like 2. The coding region runs from base 15 to 3953 and encodes 1312 amino acids. The record is from RefSeq and is a predicted model, not a curated record. Lineage: Eukaryota; Metazoa; Chordata; Leptocardii; Amphioxiformes; Branchiostomatidae. The transcript has 23 exons.
CUUUGUGUGUAUUGAUGCGAAACACUUUACAAGUAAGACGCGGUAGUGGAGGCAAGGUGUCUGUGCUCUUCUGUGGUUUCCGUCAGCUUUUCUCAGCAGCAACCAUGCAAGGAGCCGUGUGGUUACUCGUAGUCGGCCUUACAAGCGUUGCUCGUGCACAGACCGAUCAGCGAAUAGAUCCAGAGUGCAACUUUCCCCUUGGAGUUAGCAGUAGACUCAUCACUGAUGGACAGAUUUCUUCCACAUCAUACGUCGACUACUACAGGGCACCCAGAUAUGCAAGGCUUAACAGAAGAGAAGGUCUUGGUGGUUGGAGUGCCUCGAGAGACGACUUUUCGCAGUACCUGACCUUUGACCUGCUGGAUCGGUCAAGAAUCACUGCCAUCUCCACCCAGGGUCGCUUUAAUAGCGACGAAUGGGUGAAGGAGUAUCGGAUCCAAUUCAGCGACAACAGAUGGCAGUGGAGAACCUAUGGCACAACCCUGAAGGGAAACAACAACGCGGACACCGUCGUUAAGAACAUUCUGACCGGAACGUGGAUCGGCCGCUACAUGCGCAUUAACCCUCGCUCCUGGAACAAGAAAAUCUCCAUGCGUGUGGAAAUCUACGGCUGCCUGGAUAGAGCACACUCUGCCACUUUUGGAGGGGAUGGCUACCUCCGCUACGAAAUCUCGCGUGAGGAAGACCGUGUAGCGACCUACCAGGACUCGAUCAAGAUGCGUUUUAAAACAAAAGAGCCUCACGGGAUGCUGCUUUACGGCCACGGAUCUCAGAACGACUUCAUCUCACUUGAACUGAUCUGGGGAAAGAUCUGGCUUCGUAUGAAUCUUGGUACGAGCCGGUCUGUGGAAGGUUACACGGAGGUCACUGCUGGGUCGUUGUUAGACGACGAUCAGUGGCAUUCCAUCGAGAUCGCCCGGAACAGGAGAGAUGUCAGUCUAAAGGUGGACAGGUUCUUUGUCAAGUUCAGGACAAACGGAGACUUUGAACGUCUGGAUUUGGAUCGACAGAUCACUGUUGGAGGUGUGGACUUCCUGUUUCCGGGUGUGAUCGUGCGCUACAACUUCCAGGGCUGCUUGCAGAACGUUUUCUUCAACGGAAUCAACAUGAUUGAGAGAACACAACGACAAGUCGACGCUUUCUCCAGCGUGGGUUCUGUGUCGUACAGCUGCCAGGGAACCACUCAAAAAUCCCUCACCAUCCCCUCACCCGAGAGCUACAUGCGCCUACCAGGGGCAAGUGCAAGAAACAGCAUCGCUUUUGGGUUCGAGUUCCGAACAUUCAACCGGGAGAGCAUGAUGGCGUACACACAGAUCAACCAAGGCACGGGAUCUAUCUUGGUGCGUCUUGCUGAUGGACGACUGAAUGUGACGAUUGUCCGGAUGGUCAACAACGUGGAGCGCGUCGUUCCUAUACUCUCUGAUGAGUACCAGAACGAUGGGCGAUGGCACAGUGUGGUCGUGAACGCGACCGAGAACUCGGUCAUUGUGACCUAUGACUACAACAGAACCAUCAACACCAACACCGUGCUCCAACUGUCCACUGGGGAUAAGUACUACCUGGGAGGUUGUCCUCCUUCGGCCAUUUCUCAAGAGGGUUGCCCAAUCAGAGGGGAGCUCAAACCCUUCCAAGGUUGCAUGCGGCGGAUCGUGAUAGACGGACAGAACAUCGACUUGCAGCGUCUGGAAGAUAAUCGUCUGCCAAACGCUGUCAAGACGGGCAUUCAGUUCAACUACUGUGGCCUUGUAGACAGAUGCACACCUAAUCCAUGUGAGCACGGUGCCACUUGUGAGCAGGACUGGUACACCUUCACCUGUAACUGUCAACCAACAGGGUACAAUGGCGCCACCUGUCACAUGACAAAGUAUGAGGACUCCUGUGCGAACUACAAUCCGUUUGGAGAGGGUGUCGCGAGUGGCACAAAGUUCAUUGACCCCGAUGGCAGCGGUCCCCUGGCUCCCUUCCCAGUGCAGUGUGCCACCAUUGACUUACACACCGUAGAAACCGUCAUCACACAUGACUCCAUGGCGAGAACACAAGUCAGAGGGUUCGCAGGGGCAGGGACGUACAGCAAAGACAUCAAGUACCAGGGAUCCCUGCCACAAGUUCUGCCCCUCAUGAUGAGAUCUGAACGUUGCCAACAACGUAUUAGAUAUGAGUGUACAAACUCACGUCUGCUCAAUUCUCCAAAUGGACAACCGUUCGGUUGGUGGGUUGGCCGCACUAAUGACAAGAUGGUGUACUGGGGAGACGCUGGUCCAGGUACCCAGAAAUGUGCCUGUGGUCUGGACGGGACUUGUCGAGAUCCUGCCAAAUACUGCAACUGUGACGGCACUGCUGGCUUCGAGUCAGUUAGGGGUAUAGAUGAGGGUUACCUGACCCAGAUGCCGUACCUGCCUGUCACUCAGCUGCGCUUCGGUGACACCAAUCCUGGCAGCGGCUUCCACACACUGGGACCACUGGAGUGCUAUGGAGACAUCUUGUUCAACAACUCGGCAACCUUCAAGGCUGCCGAGGCCCACCUACGCUUCCCAACAUUCCAAGCGAAACGCUCUGGAGACAUCUGCUUCCAGUUCAUCACGCGGGCGGCGCAGGGCGUGUUUGUCCACAACAGGGGGGCACGUGACUUCUUCAAGGUGGAGAUGUUGUCCCCCCGACAAGUUUCCUUGUCAUACGAUGUGGGUAACGGUCGGAAAGAAGUGGUGAAGACAAUGACCUAUGACCUCAACGACAACCGCUUCCACAGCAUCUGUGCCGAGCGAAACGUGAAGGAGGCUCGUAUCGUGGUGGACAAACAACGAUUCCAGGAUCCGAGCCUUGCCGAGGCGACCGAAGCAGAAGUGAUGGACGCACACGAGUCCCUGAAUCUCAACAGUCAACUCUUUGUUGGCUCAGACACAGAGGGUAGAAACGGUUUCAUCGGUGUGAUACGUGAUCUAAGCGUGAACGGCGUACAUCAGGACCUGUACAGCGCUGCCAUACCUGCCUGGGGUGUGGAGCCCGGAAUGGUCCGACUGUGCGAGCCCGUGAACCCCUGUCAGAACAACGCCACCUGUAUCGAGGGCUGGGGAUUCUAUGAGUGCAACUGUACUCUCACACCACACGAGGGGCCUACAUGUUCAAAUGAAAUUGGAGCACGAAUGGAAUCGGCCAGCUACCUUGAGUACACAUUCCCGGUAGAAUUCCGUGAUUCCGUGAAGGACAACAUCACCGUCGGUUUCAUCACGGAGCACAAACAGGGCAUCCUGAUGCACGUGGAGUCGGAGACUGGCAACUACAUGACUCUACGGAUCAAGGACAGCGGUGGAAUUCAGUUGAGGUUUGACCUGGGUGACGGUCGUGACGAGGAACUGAACAACGAUCUACACGACUAUGCCGACGACCAGUACCACACGGUCAACAUUACUCGGGUGGGGAAGAGGGUCAGCAUGCUGGUGGACGGGUACCUGCUGAACCAGCGCACCUUUGACAUCAGUAACGACCGCUUCAAGGGACUCAACAAUGGCGGCAAGCUGUACGUCGGACGCAUUCAGCGCGGGGGACAAGGACAUACGCCGUCCAACAAAGGUUUCAAGGGUUGUAUCUCCCGGGUUAUGUUCAAUGACGUCUUCCCUCUCAAGUUUUACUUCCUGGACAAGCAGAACAUAGAGUUCCAAAGGGGAGGUACCGUACGAGCAGUCCCUGCCGACAGUUUAACUCGUUCAUCCUGUGGAAUAGAGCCUGUCAUCAUGCCGCCAAGAACUGUGGAACCCUGGCCUACUGCGCAAGGACUUAGGGACUACGGAUGGGUGCGCUCUGCCCAGAUGUCUCCUCUGGACGACACUGAUUGGAGAAUCUUGAUAGGCAUGGUCGCAGUGAUGAUUGUAGCAGUGUCUGUCCUGCUAUUCUUGAUGGGUCGACAGGUGUACCGUCACCAGCGGGGAAAGUAUGACACCAACGAGACAGAGACGUAGGAAGAGUCACGGGACAGGAAUUCUUUGUCGUCGUAAACUUCUGCCACCUCUAUUAUUAAUUCCCCACCAUACGCAAGACAGUUGUGCUGCAUUUUCAUGUGAUUUUAAAGUAGUGUACUUUUUGAAGUUUUUUAGAUCAUUUUUUAUUUGAUUUACAGUGGUAUAUUACCGUAGCAAUUUCACAGUCCAUUUGUAAAAGAAAUCCCAUUGAAAAAGUGGCACAAUGCAAUUCUAGAUACUGUUGAUUGUAUUUGUAGUUAAGAAUCUGUUAAUUGUAAUGAUUUAAGUGAUUUAAUCUGUCUUUCUCACCUCGAACAUCGCUGUCCAGGCGUUGUGGCGGUGCUGAUUUUCGUGCUCCUGGUUCUCCUGUGUAUGCUCGCUCGCUAUGCCUUCCGACACAAGGGAUCGUAUAAUACCAACGAAGCUAAAGGGGCAGACCAGGCCGACGAUCCUGACACAGCCGUGGUGGCUGGGGACCCACGCCACACUGGGAGUGACGUUGGCAAGAAGAAAGAAUGGUUCAUCUGAAGAAAACACUAUAGCAAACGGUUCUAAGUCUAGAAGGAAAAAUAUGCAAAAAAGAGACAAAAGUUUCAUCCUCUUACUAGGGUUCCGCAGCAAAGCAUAACUUGAAAAGAGAGUAUACUGAAGAAAAAAAAUGAGAAACAAUCUUUGAUCAAUGACAGACAUGAGACGGUUUCAAAAGAAAAAAUUACCAGCUGCAGUGGUAGAUGUCAAUAUGAAUGCACUUAUGCAACUUCUAUCUUCAGGACCGGAGGUAUUGAGAAAGAUUGAAACAAAGAAAGCCUUGAAGAAACAAACAGCUGCCUUGAAGACUUGCCUUAUGUGUAGAUAAGAAAAUCAUUUGGUGCUGUCACUAUGUAACGUUAACAAUAGAACCUCCAUGGUCACAAAAAUGCUAUUGGCCCUCAGUCAAAAAUCGUUAAACCAGAAUAUUGAUAAAAUAGUUUUUUUUGUCACAAAACAGACAUUUGAAUCAAGCAGUUCAAAAAGUGAUUGAUUUAAAAAGAAAAAUUAUUUUCUGCUGCAUUCUGUGAGUGACUUCUGGCUACAUGUACAUGUAGAUGUGACUGACCUACAGUAUUCCUUGCUGACCUUAUACUCAGCUAUUUGCCUUUCUUUCUAAUCUCUCUCACAUUUCUCGAAUGUGCACAAUACUCGGUAAUUUCUCAACUUUCUCUUUAAUUGUAUUUUAGUUGUGUUCAAUAUAUCAUUACAUAAAAACCUGAUACGUACAAUAUAGCACAAGGACAGAAAAAAAGUAAAAAAUGUGAAAACUUGUAAAAUUAAGACAAUAUGAAGCCUUAGGGAACACAUAGUGAAGAUAUGCUGUUGUGUUUAUUUUGCCAUGUUCUAAGCUACUGAAACUAUUUGCAAAGCAAAAGAGAAACAUUUGAAAUGUUGCUUAUAUAGUUUUUGAUAUUGAUUCUAAUGCUAGUCAGUAUUUUUUGCAUGUAUGGCCUGAUCGAUAAAGCAUACAAGAUUGUCAUAUAUAUACAUGUAUAUCAUAUACAAAGCAAAUCUGGCAAGGAAAGUUUUUUGCCUGACAUCAUAAGUUCCUUUACACAAACAAUGUUUGCAGUAUCCAAGAGUUUUCACUUCAUUAUUGACAAUCAAAUUGUUUAUCUAAGCUUGCAACAUUUCUAGAUGUUGGCUGUCUUUUUUAACACUGUAAAUACCCAUGAGUAUAUUGAGUUAUGGUAAACAAUUAUGGUGGAUGUAUAUUUGUUUCAGUGUCCUUUGUCUAUAAGUGAAUUAUUUUGGGCAUGGGAUCUACUUUUAUUUCUUAUGUUUUUAUGGUGUGAUGAUGGAUGUAAGACUAGAAAUAUAGUUAUAAAAAAAGCCAGUAAAAUGAACAAGUACAUGUAGCUUUCUUAUUGAUAGAUAUUUUUCGAGUGAGUGUUGAAGUAAAUGGCUAGUUACAUGCUAUUGUAAGAAGGUAGAAACUAUGGACAAGGGCUGUAUUGCCCAUCUUCAAUGGAUGCACAAAAAAGAAACAACUUGAGACUGUGGCCACAGGUAUUCUGGAUGUUCUUGCUGUCCCAUUUUUAUAACACACAGUUCUAUCAGAAGAAUAGAGAAGAAUACAAUUUUCCCAACAUCUGCUUAGAGAUUGAACGUAGUGACUUGACUUGUACUUGUCAGCAUGGUAAAUCGGAAAGCUUAUAGGUAUACUCAUAAAAGAAGUUCCAAAUUAAAGGUAGUUUCGAGAACAAAGUGUACUGGAAACUCUUUCCUUGUUCAUGUAUAAAACAGCUAUUUUAUGUGCAGUACAAUCAUGUCUUUAACACAAUAAGAAUUCUAUACAUUGAUUUUUGCCAGUAAAUAUUACCAUAUUUUCAGUUUUCAAGUGUAUGUCACAUGAAAGAAAAAAUACAUUUACACAUCAUACAAUGUAGUUGCCUUAUAAAAUAUGUUGAAACACUCUAGCCGGGCGAUUGCAAAUGUAAAAUUGACUUAAGUAGUAUAUAUAGCAGUCAGUGUCUGUGAAUUAGGCCAUAUCUAUUUUGGAAUGAUAUAUCUGGGUGCUUGGUAUUGGGCUCGGCUUUUUGCAUAUCAUGUUUUGUAAUAAAAAUUUGGAAGAUGUCA